AGCUUGAAUCCUGCUCAAUCCCAAAUUAUGGGCUCAAAUGACAAUCAAACUUUUUUCAAAUUUGGUUAUACGGAACAGAUCAUCUAUAGUCAUUUAUGCUCAAAAUCAAUUCUCCGAGUCAUAUUCUGGAUUACUGGAAGAAGUCUCGGGCUCCUUUAUUUUUUACAAUAAGACAAUGCAUCUCCCUUUUGCAAUCCUACGCUCGCCGCCGAUCACUCUGCUCCUGCAAACAUCUCCACGCGCUCCUCAUCUCUUCCGGCGUCCUCCUACGGCAUCCCCUUCUCCUCUCCACGCUCACCGCGACGUACUCGCUAUGCGGUCAUUUUUCUCACGCUCAUCAAUUGUUUGACAAAAUACCCCUUAAGUCUCCCUCUCUCUUCAACGUCCUCAUUCGCAGCAGCGUCGAUGCUGGUUUCCCCAAUGAAUCACUCCGUUUCUUCACCAGAAUGCAAUCCUCACAUCACAGACCGAACAACUUCACUUACCCCUUUGUCCUUAAGGCUUGCGGCGAGCUCUCCCUUCUCACCACAGGCGUGCAGGUCCACUGCAGAACAAUGGUUGAAGGGUUCAGUUCAAAUGAGUAUGUUCAGAACUGCUUGAUUGAUAUGUACAUGAACUGUCACAACAGGGAUGCAGCCACGAUUGUUUUUGAUCAAAUGGGUUGCAGGAGUGUUAUUUCUUGGAACACAAUGAUCGCCGGUUGCUUGCAAAAUGGCUUUGCGACUGAGGCAAUGGUUCUUUUUGAAAGAAUGGUAAGUUCUGGCAUGUUGAUUGACAGAGCCAGCUUGUUGUCUGUGCUUCCUGUUUGUGCUGAAUUGAAGGAUUUGCGGAGCUGCUGGUGGGUUCAUAAGUUGAUGGAGGUGAAUGGCUUUGAAUCUUAUCUUCCAGUAAGAAAUGCGCUGAUUGAUACUUAUGCAAAGUGUGGAAGAUUGGAUGUAGCAAGAAGGCUCUUUGAUGAAUCAAACUUGGAAAGGGAUGUUAUUUGUUGGACAGCUAUGAUUGGAGGCUAUGUUCUUAACGGCUGUAUGGUUGAAGCACUUUCUCUGUCACAUGAGAUGCAGUUGUCUGAUAUUAGACCAAAUUCAAUGACAAUUUCAUCUCUUCUCACAGCUUGUGGAAACUUGCCUUCUGAAGUUUAUGGGGUAUGCCUUCAUGGCUUGUGCAUUAAAAUUGGACUUGAGACUGAUGCUUUUGUAGAGACUGCUCUUAUUGAUAUGUACUCUAAAUGUGGAGAGAUGGAUUUGAGUUUGACAAUGUUUGUCAGUAGUUCAAAAAAAACUGCAACAUGGAAUGCAAUCAUAUCUGGAUUUGCUCGAAAUAGGAUGAUGCAUGAAGCAACUGAGCAGUUCAAGCUAAUGCUUUGGGAUGGAAUAAUGCCGGAUGUGGUCACAAUGAGAAGUUUGCUUCCUGCUUACUCCAGUCCUGCAGACUUGCAGCAGGCCAAAAACAUCCAUGGCUACUUGCUUAAGACUGCCUUCCUUGAGAACAUUGAACCAAUGACAUGUUUGAUCGAUUCCUAUGCUAAGAUUGGUUGCUUGGACAUUGCAAGGGAGCUCUUUGAUGGGUUGCCCGCAAAAGAUUUGGUUGUUUGGAGCGUGAUUAUUGCCGGAUAUGGAACUCACGGUCAAUCAGAUGAAGCAAUAUGUCUUUUCGAUCAGAUGCUGGAGUCUGGAGUGGAACCAAGUGAAGUUACUUUCACUUCGGUUCUGUAUACAUGCAGUCAUGCUGGCCUAGUGGAGGAAGGCUUAAGAUUGUUUGAUCGAAUGACAAGGGUUCAUGGCAUGAAACCAACAAUUGAUCACGGUGUUUGUCUUAUCGAUCUCCUAAGCCGUGCUGGUAGGCUUGAAGAAGCCUAUAUGCUGACGAAGGAGAUGCCUUACAAGGAUAAUUAUGCAAUGUUGGGAGCUCUGUUGGGAGCCUGUGUGGUACAUGAGAAUGUGGAGUUGGGAGAGAUGGCUGCCAAGAGAUUGUUUGAGAUACAGCCGGAGAACACUGGAAACUAUGUCUUGCUUGGGAAUAUUUAUGCUGCAGUGGGGAGGUGGAGGGAAGCAGAGGCUGUGAGGAGUAUGGCCAGUGCAAGAGGAUUAAGGAAAGAAAAGGGUUGCAGUUCUAUUGAUGCUUGCAAUCCAUGAUUCUUCGGCAAAAACCGUAAGCAUAAAUUGUGUGGUGGGCUAUAAUGCUGAAAUAAAGGUGUCAUAAGGAAUUGAACAACAUCCAGACUCGCGCUCUGUCAGUAUGCAAACGUGCUCAUAACGGUUUAGUUGAACUCAGCCAAUCAGUGAAUGAAUCUGGUCAGCUAAUAAGGAAGUGGAAACUCCAACUCGUUGAAUGGAUGGACUGAAAGAAUAAGGAUGGGAAGAACUCUUACUCGAGUUAAUUUUAGAGCUCUUGUAUGAUAAAAUUAUGUACUUAGUCCUUGGUCGACUAGGAAAGAGUUAUUCCUCAACAAAAUCUCCAAGAGCACCAACCUUCCCACACAUUGCAUAGAUGUGGGAAGGGCGGCCUAGACCAAAGGUUGAAUCCCCCUUAAUGAUGUUUAAAAUAGAAGCAUGGAUAACAUUCCCUAGAUCUAUGGUCAUCUUUCACUCUCUGAAUACAAAAAUUGAGG
This is a messenger RNA of Phalaenopsis equestris, 2608 nucleotides long. RefSeq names its product pentatricopeptide repeat-containing protein At5g39350-like. The transcript is spliced from 3 exons. Lineage: Eukaryota; Viridiplantae; Streptophyta; Magnoliopsida; Asparagales; Orchidaceae. Gene Ontology annotation, biological process: RNA modification. The record is from RefSeq and is a predicted model, not a curated record. Bases 96 to 2132 code for a protein of 678 amino acids. Gene Ontology annotation, molecular function: protein binding; RNA binding.